Frankliniella occidentalis (western flower thrips) is the source of this 1122-nucleotide messenger RNA. RefSeq lists its product as uncharacterized. The transcript has a single exon. Bases 77 to 1030 code for a protein of 317 amino acids. Lineage: Eukaryota; Metazoa; Arthropoda; Insecta; Thysanoptera; Thripidae. The record is from RefSeq and is a predicted model, not a curated record.
CGGACGGACGGGAGCGGCCACCUGACGGUCUGAGUGUUUUGAAAUGUUGUGAUUGUUUUUGAACUUGCGAUUGAAGAUGUCGAGAGUCAACACGCUGACACUUUUCGUGCCGAGCGGAGUGCCGAAGUGUGAAGAACUGGCUAUCAUUUUAACGGAAGAACUGGGAUUGAGUCUGUCUGAGAUUGACUGCGUGCAGUACGAGCAUCGUUCGAAGUACGUGCACGUGAAACUGCAUGACGACGAGAAGCUGGACGACAUCUUGAGGGAGCCUACGCGCUGGAUUGGUGACGCCGACAACGAAUUCGCCGUCGUGUGUUUGCUGAACGGAGCCAAGGUCACCAACAUCAAGAUCCAGCACCUGCCGGUUGAAGUAGAAGAGGACGAACUUUGCGAGGCGCUGAGUGAGUACGGCUGUAUGGUGGGGCUCGACUUUGAGCACUACGAAGAUGGGCCUUUCAAGGGACUGAAGACCGGGGCGCGGCUGGGCAUGAUGUCCAUCUGCAAGCCCAUUCCUAAUUUUGUACAAAUCUGUGGCUUUGAAGUAUUCCUGACGUACCCAGGACAGCCAAAAACAUGCAAGAUUUGUGGGGGUACAACCCAUCUCCGUGCCCAGUGCAGCGAGCGCCGCUCGAAGCUUGUUGUUUCGGACGCACACCCGGAGCCUUGCCCGGCCAGCGGCGACCCGCCCCCCCUCCUCCCCCCUGCCGACGACGCCAAGCCGCCUGCAGCUCAAGCAGCCGACGCGGACGCGACCCAACAGCCACGCGCGUCAACAGGCGACGUCACGCUCCCAGCAGCCGACGAGCCGCCAAAGCAACAACCGGUGGGCGAGCAGAAGACGGAGGGCGGGGGAGGCAACAGUGAAGAGCACCAAAACGCAGGAAAAUGGCAAAACUUUGAGGAGGUGUUGGCGAGAAGAAGAAAAUUAAGCGACAGUAGAAAAAGACAGGCAAGUGGAAGUCCGGAAAUGGCCGUUAGAAGAACAAGUACGAGAAGCAAGAAAGAAAAGAACCCAGCCAAGAAGAAAUGAAAUUAUUUAAUUUUUAAAAUGUACUGUUUGCUCUGAUUUUAUUUUUGAAUUUUGAAGUACUGAAUAUUGUAUUCUCACGAUUUCUAUUGAUC